This is a messenger RNA of Gadus morhua (Atlantic cod), 1661 nucleotides long. It is a transcript of the gene tdgf1, whose product is annotated as teratocarcinoma-derived growth factor 1. The coding region runs from base 293 to 856 and encodes 187 amino acids. The record is from RefSeq and is a predicted model, not a curated record. The transcript is spliced from 6 exons. NCBI's taxonomy places the organism in Eukaryota, Metazoa, Chordata, Actinopteri, Gadiformes, Gadidae.
UGGCUCUAAGGGGAGCAGCCUCUCGGAUGAAGAGGUAAAGAAGGAGAGGGGAGAGUCGAAGGAGGGUACUUUAUUGGAAGUCAGUUUAAUGAUUGCUUUUCAGUCCAAUUGAUCAUCUGGGAGCAGGUAACCGGAGGAAUAUCACAAGGUCCAAUCCGCUUGGUAAAGAUUUUUUUCAAUCGAAUUAAAACAAUUUCACCUUGAAUCCUUUGCGUUCAACGAACUUGAAGGGAUUUCUGAAGGGAUUUCUUCGCAUCUAACGUUCAAGGUGGUUUCAACGCCUUGACUUAAAAUGAAGAAGACGCAGCUGAUCAGAAUCCUGCUCUCGGCAAUCACCCUCCAAGCGCUGGCCUUUGGAUCGCCAGAUUGUGAAGAAGAAGAGUGCCAGAAAAGAGCCUCCUCCUCGUCGCCCCCCUCCUCAGCUAAGGACUUCCUGGGCCAGCUCACCCAGGUCAACUCCCUCCCGGGUGCCGUCGACCGCAAGCAUCGCCACCCCAGCCCCCUUCUGCCCUUCAUCGGCCUCACCGGAAGUACAAAGCAGAGCCGCGCGUGCUGUAAGAACGGAGGGACGUGCAUUCUUGGUAGUUUCUGUACGUGUCCACGGUACUUCACCGGCCGGAGCUGUGAAUACGAUGAGAGGAUCAGGAGCUGCGGAGUGAUUCCUCAUGGGGAGUGGGUUCAGAAGGGCUGCUCCUACUGCCGCUGCGGCUACGGCACCCUGCACUGCUUCCCCCACGUCUUCCACAGGGACUGCGAGGACUCAGAGGAGGUGCAGUGGUUUCCUUCUUCUGGAUUCGGGACGGUUCGGAUCCACUACCUCCUGUACCUGACCGCAGUGCUGCUCUUACUGUUGUGAGGGACCAUACAACAUGGCGACUGUAUGGCCCUGUAUACUCCCCACAAGUCUUACCAGCGUGGGAAGUUUGCUUCUUUGAAAAAUGUUUUCCUUUCCUUAAAAAAAAAAUACUUUUGGUUAAUACCACAUUUGUGGUUUCCAUUGUUAUCGACAUACAAAUGUUAAGCUUAAGUAUUAUACCAGUGGUCAUGUGGCUUGUAUAAUGAUUGAUUGAAUAAUUGUUUUUGCACUGAGAUUAUUUUAGUAUUAAUACCAAAUACUAUAUGAGCUUUACUUUCUUCAAUCACAGCAGUUCAUGUUUUACUGUUUGGUUGUUUAUUUAAAUAGACAUCUUCGAGACAAGGUACCAAAACAGCCUGCGAGUCUCUCGCAGACUGUUGAGGUGCAUAAGUGUCUCUUUUUGUUACCCUUUUAAACGUUUCACUGGUUGGGUGUGAAGCAGCGGUGCUGUAAACAUCUCUAAACAAAGGCGUGCCAUGACGUCCCACAACCCUCACCAAAUGUAUAUGUUGAGUAUAGUCCUGUGAAAGGUGGGCUGAAUGUGGACCAUGAACUCUGUUCUUUCCAGUAUAAGGUGUGUGUGUUUUUUUUUGUCUGGAAGACAGGAAAUGUGAACAAAACUGUAUAUAAGAUAUUUUUUUAUGAAAAUAUUUUCUUUUAAUGUUGCUUUGUUCUAGUUUUUUUUUAAACUUCCUUUUGGAUUCCCUGGACGAUGAAACGGUUUUUCGUUUGGAGGAGAGAAUCCUUGGAUACAAAAAACACAAAUGUUUGAAAAGAAUAGUUAAUAAACUCAUACUUAUUUAUC